CGCCUCGGCUCCCGCCGCGUCUGGGCUGACGUGUCGGCGGCUCUUCGGCGGCUCGGCCGUGAUGGCGGACGCCUGGGAGGAGAUCAGGCGGUUGGCAGCUGACUUCCAGCGGGCGCAGUUCGCCGAGGCCACUCAGAGGCUGUCAGAGCGGAACUGCAUUGAGAUUGUGAAUAAAUUGAUAGCUCAAAAACAGCUAGAAGUAGUUCACACACUUGAUGGGAAGGAAUAUAUUACACCAGCUCAGAUUAGUAAAGAAAUGAGAGAUGAGCUACAUGUCCGAGGUGGUCGAGUAAACAUUGUUGAUCUGCAACAGGUAAUUAAUGUGGAUCUGACUCAUAUUGAAAGUAGAAUUGGUGACAUUGUAAAAUCAGAAAAACAUGUUCAGCUAGUGUUGGGACAACUGAUAGAUGAGAACUAUUUGGAUCGGUUAGCAGAAGAGGUUAAUGAUAAAUUGCAAGAAAGUGGUCAGGUCACCAUAUCAGAGCUAUGUAAAACCUAUGAUCUUCCUGGAAACUUUCUGACACAGGCACUAACUCAGCGACUAGGUAGAAUCAUUAAUGGACACAUCGAUCUUGAUAACAGAGGAGUAAUAUUCACAGAAGCCUUCGUAGCCCGGCAUAAAGCCCGCAUCCGGGGACUGUUCAGUGCCAUUACCCGGCCUACAGCAGUGAAUUCUCUCAUUUCAAAAUAUGGAUUUCAAGAGCAGCUGCUUUACUCUGUGCUUGAAGAACUUGUUAAUAGUGGACGUUUACGAGGCACUGUGGUUGGUGGGAGACAGGAUAAAGCAGUAUUUGUCCCUGACAUUUACUCCAGAACACAGAGUACUUGGGUGGAUUCCUUUUUCAGACAGAAUGGCUAUCUAGAAUUUGAUGCUUUGUCCAGACUUGGAAUCCCAGAUGCUGUGAGCUAUAUAAAGAAAAGAUAUAAGACAACACAACUCUUGUUUUUGAAAGCAGCUUGUGUUGGUCAAGGACUUGUGGAUCAGGUGGAAGCAUCAGUAGAGGAAGCUAUCAGCUCUGGAACAUGGGUUGAUAUUGCACCUCUCUUACCCAGUUCGUUAUCAGUCAAAGAUGCUGGGAUGUUGCUUCAACAGGUGAUGAGAGCAUUCAGCAAGCAGGCAUCAGCUGUAGUCUUUAGCGACACAGUCGUAGUCAGUGAAAAAUUCAUAAAUAACUGUAUUGAACUCUUCAGUGAACUGAUGCACCAGAAAGCUGAAAAGGAAAUGAAAAAUAAUCCUGUUCAUUUAAUCACUGAAGAAGAUCUGAAACAAGUCUCCAUUUUAGAAAGCAUUAAUACAAGUAAAAAAGAUAAAAAAGAUGAACGAAGGAGAAAAGCAACAGAGGGCAGUGGAAGUGUGAGAGGAGGUGGUGGUGGCAAUGCUAGAGAGUACAAAAUGAAAAAAAUCAAGAAGAAAGGAAGAAAAGAAGAGGAUAGUGAUGAUGAGUCAUCUCACACUGGAAAGAAGAAGCCAGAGGUCACUUUCAUGCUCCAGGAUGAGAUUGAAGACUUUUUAAGAAAACACAUACAAGAUGCCCCGGAGGAAUGUAUUUCUGAACUUGCUGAGUUCUUAAUAAAACCUCUUAACAAAGCUUAUCUCGAGGUGGUACGUUCAGUGUUCAUGUCUUCAACUUCUGCCUCUGGAACUGGUAGAAAGCGCACAAUCAAGGACUUGCAAGAAGAGGUUUCAAACCUGUACAAUAAUAUACGGCUGUUUGAAAAAGGGGUGAAGUUCUUUACAGAUGAUACACAGGCUGCGCUUACAAAGCACUUGCUGAAGACAGUGUGUACUGAUAUCACUAACCUCAUUUUCAACUUCUUAGCCUCGGAUUUAAUGAUGGCAGUAGACGAUCCUGCAGCUAUUACAAGUGAAGUAAGAAAAAAAAUUUUAAGUAAAUUAUCAGAAGAAACCAAAGUAGCUCUCACAAAACUCCAUAGCUCUCUGAAUGAAAAGAGCAUAGAAGACUUUCUUUCUUGUCUGGAUUCUGCAGCAGAAGCUUGUGAUAUAAUGAUGAAAAGGGGAGACAAAAAAAGGGAAAGGCAGAUACUGUUCCAGCAUCGACAAGCACUGGUUGAGCAGCUAAAAGUCACAGAAGACCCUGCUCUUAUUCUGCACCUCACAGCAGUCCUUCUGUUUCAGUUCUCAACCCACAGCAUGCUCCAUGCACCUGGAAGAUGUGUCCCACAGAUCAUUGCUUUUCUUAAUAGUAAAAUUCCAGAGGAUCAGCAUGCUCUUUUGGUAAAGUAUCAAGGUUUAGUUGUAAAGCAUUUAGUCAGUCAGAAUAAGAAGACUGGACAGGGAGAUGAUCCUAUAAGUGAUGAAUUAGACAAAGAACAAGAAGAUAUCAGCAAUGCUACUCGUAAAGAGCUUCAAGAACUUUCUUCAUCCAUUAAAGACCUUAUUCUCAAAUCCAGGAAAUCAUCUGUGACAGAAGAAUAAUGAUCAUAAUUUACUUUUGUCAUAAUAAUAAUAAUUUUUUCCAAAGUUUAAGGUGACUGGUUACCAAAAAAUACUUCACAAUCCUCGGUUCUCCCCAGUCACCACCCCCCCUACACACACACACACAGACACACACACACACACACACACACAUAAUUCAGUUUAAAUAGUAGUGUUGUAUUUAGUGUAAAUCUUAUAAAAAUGUGAAAGUUUUGUAAAUUGGGUUCAACCAUGGAAGAUUUCUUUUUCACAUUAUAAUUCUAAAAAUUACCAUUUCAGGCUUAUUUUAUUUUCAGAUGCUGAAUGAAGAAUAAAUUUUCUGAUAUCUGUCAUGUCUAGAAAAGGACUCAUUCGUUGUGUUGUUAGAUUUCAAGUGACAUUAUUUAUAUAUAUAUUAGGCAGAACCUUAAAAUGUGGUCAUGUUUUUUUAAAAAAGGAAAGAAAACCCUUUGAUGUCAGAAAUAAAAAUCGUGGAUUUUAAAAUUAAAAGAAUGCUUCAAACCUAAAAUACAAAAAUUUGAAAAAAAAAAAAAGAAAGAAAGAAAGAAAAUUUAUUACUAUACUCUUGCUCUGGCAGAAAGCCUCCCAUCUCCCUGACAAGAGUGGACUUUUAUGUGGUUGGCAGUUUGAGGGACUGUCUUUGCAGGUGCAGAAGAAUACCAGAGGGGCUCACACACUGUUGUGGUCUAUUCUAACACAAGAUGCUAGCGAGUGAGAGGAAUGAUAAAAGUUACUUCUUAAGAGGUAUAAGUCACAUUUUAACAUUAGAAUAACUAAAAAUGUGAUACAAGUAUUUUUCUUUAACCCAAUUUGCAUUUCUAAAUGUUAUAUUUUAUAUCACUAAUCACUCUGGCAUCUAAUUCUUUGUUGUGGUAGGAUCUCUAGGUGCAUUGAAGUCAUUGGAACAUUUUUUCCCCAAAAAAUGAAAACCCUUAUGAGAAAAUAGAUUUCUUAUUAUCUGAAGACUAUUAGUAGUUAAAAGUAACAGUUCCUUGGAGUAAUAAUUUCAAGCAAAUGAGUUUUAAGCAACAAUUUACUAUAUAUCAAAAAAAUUAUUUUGAAUAUAAUAGUAAGUUAAAUCUCAAGUACGAAAAGUACUAUUUUAUGUAAUUCCUUAUACAUCAUUUAAAACUCUUGUUUCAAAAUGUUUGAAUACCAGUAUCAGUCUACCUCUAAUUCCAGACGAAGUAUUAAUACUGAAUGAAAGAAACUGAUAUAAUUGUUAACUAAGCAUUAUUAUUAAACUUGAUAGAAAUAUAACAUAAAUUUAAAAAUGUUUUUCCAUUGAUAAUUUUCUAUUAAUGUAUUUUCAUAUGGGCAAAGGAAGAAAAAUGACAAAUUCUCUGCGACCACAAACUCGUUAGUUUUUAUUCAACUUUCAAAAUAUUGAACAACGAACCUCAUGUUUUUUUCAGUCUUUUAAAAACCUUAUCCUCUAUGUUUCAGCAGAUACCAAAGUAAUCCACAUUUGUGUCACACUAGAUCAUAGACAACGAAGCAAAUAAAAUCUUUCUGACUUUCUUAAUUUGUAGGAGUAAAAAUAUGAGAAACAAGCAAAUGAAAAGAAAACCAUUCUCUCUUGUUCACAUUAAUUUUUUUCAUUUAUCAAAAUGGUUCAUAUUUUCCAUAGUAAAUAAGAACGGUUUUUAUCGUUUUUGAAGAUAAAGUUAUAUAGCUGAUUUUGUAUGUAAAAUUCUAAUUUCAAUAAAAUGAAAAUUCUUAAA
This is a messenger RNA of Canis lupus familiaris (dog), 4161 nucleotides long. RefSeq names its product UFM1 specific ligase 1 (gene UFL1). Gene Ontology annotation, cellular component: endoplasmic reticulum membrane. Gene Ontology annotation, biological process: protein K69-linked ufmylation; response to endoplasmic reticulum stress; regulation of proteasomal ubiquitin-dependent protein catabolic process. The transcript has 19 exons. Gene Ontology annotation, molecular function: UFM1 ligase activity. Bases 62 to 2437 code for a protein of 791 amino acids. The record is from RefSeq and is a predicted model, not a curated record. Lineage: Eukaryota; Metazoa; Chordata; Mammalia; Carnivora; Canidae.